AAUGGCGCAUUUAUAUAUAUUUAUAUGGCGCGUGUUGCAUUGUGGGUAGCUCGUGACGUCACUGUGUGUGAAAGAAUGAUGGACCUGAAGAACAACAAAGUCGUUGACCUCCAGUUGGUUCAGGUAAGUGGGGUGAAAUGAAAUAUCAAUGUUUUUUUCUUUAACACUGUUUGCACGUUAUAUUUAAAAUGUGUGUAUCAAUGGUUAUUUGUAUGUGUCAUAACGGAGCAAUGAGGUCGGUGGAAGCUACCACAUGGAGUUAGAGGGCCUGAAAAGGAGUCUGGAGUUGUUAAAGGAACGUGGUGUGACUCUGGACUGUAUUGUCACGGACAGACAUCUGCAAAUUCAGAAAUUCCUAAGGGAAAGCAGCAUCACCCAAUUCUUUGAUGUGUGGCACAUAGAAAAAGGGAUUUCUAAGCAACUGGAGAAGGCUGCAAAAAAGAAGGACUGCGAAAAACUUCGAGGGUGGGUGAAGAGUAUAAGAAACCACAUAUACUGGACUGCAGCAACCUCCACCACCGGGCCUGAGAGAGUGGCCAAAUGGACUUCCAUCCUGAACCACGUGCAGGAUAUCCACUCUCAUGAUGACCCCCUGUUCCCUAAGUGCCUUCAUCCACUGUGCAUUGCGCAAUACCAAUGGAUGGCUGCAGGAACGCCGGCCUUUCACAAGCUGGAGACAAUUCUCUCAACCAAGAGGAUUUUGAAAGCUGUGGCCAAACUCAGCCCACACCACCAGACUUCAUCUUUGAGUCAUUCCAUGCCGUCAUCCUGCGCUUUGCUCCAAAGAAUGUUGUGUUUCCAUUUCUUGGAAUGUUGUGCAGACUGUACCUGGCAGCCCUGCACUACAAUGAAAAUGCUGAGCGUGCACAAGCCACUACAUCCACUGGAAACCCUCUGUAUAAACUGCAGUUCCCAAAGGCCAGGAAGGGAGAAUGCAGAGCAAAACCAGUAAAGACUGACCCCACAUUCCGCUACGUGGCCAACUUGAUGGACCUCAUCUUCGACCAAGUCUUUGUGGACCCUGCACCAUUCACACAGGCGCUUCUGAAGAUACCCAUCCCAGAGGACCUGUGUUCCCAAUAUGAGCGACCUGACAGGGAGGAGGUCAUCUCCGGGUAUGCUACACGGUUCAAUUUGACUGUCUGAACCCAACAUAGACAUUUCGCGGAUCAGGAAACUCCCUGCGAAUCCUGAGGACAACGCAGGCCGGAAUCACCACUCUGAUCCUGCGUCCAAGGAAGCCCCAGCACCAGCUCACAAAGGCUAGAUCAGUGGUUCCCAAACGGUGUGCCGUGGGAUUUUGUGACAACCAUACGUUAUU
Molecule: messenger RNA, 1321 nt
Organism: Gymnodraco acuticeps
Lineage: Eukaryota; Metazoa; Chordata; Actinopteri; Perciformes; Bathydraconidae
Exons: 5
Coding region: 637-1146 (169 amino acids)
Source: RefSeq, a predicted model, not a curated record